This is a messenger RNA of Choloepus didactylus (southern two-toed sloth), 942 nucleotides long. Its product is annotated as olfactory receptor 6C74-like. Gene Ontology annotation, biological process: G protein-coupled receptor signaling pathway. The transcript has a single exon. The record is from RefSeq and is a predicted model, not a curated record. NCBI's taxonomy places the organism in Eukaryota, Metazoa, Chordata, Mammalia, Pilosa, Megalonychidae. Gene Ontology annotation, molecular function: olfactory receptor activity; G protein-coupled receptor activity. Gene Ontology annotation, cellular component: membrane. The coding region runs from base 4 to 942 and encodes 312 amino acids.
GUAAUGGGAAACCAUACAAGAGUGACCAUGUUUGUCCUAGCAGGUUUGACUGAUGACCCACAAUUGAAAGUUGUGUUAUUUGUCUUCCUGCUUUUCACCUACUUGCUCAGCAUCACUGGCAAUCUAAUCAUCAUCACACUCACCCUGAUGGACACUCACCUCAAGACCCCCAUGUACUUUUUCCUUCAGAAUUUUUCCUUCUUAGAAAUCUCUUUUACUACUACAUGCAUCCCUAAAUUGCUGGUUAUUAUGGCAACUGGGGACAAAACUAUUUGCUAUAACUGUUGUGUCAUACAAUUAUUUUUUACUUUCCUUCUCGGAGCAUCUGAAUUUUACUUGCUGGCGGCCAUGUCCUAUGACCGCUAUGUUGCCAUCUGUAAGCCCCUGCACUACACAACCAUCAUGAACAGCAAAAUCUGCACACAGCUUGUUCUCAGUUGUUGGCUCGCUGGGUUCUUUACCAUCUUUCCACCUCUUAUCAUGGGUCUAAACCUUGACUUCUGUGCCUCCAACAUUGUUGAUCAUUUCUUCUGUGACACUACUCCCCUCCUGCAGAUCUCCUGCUCAGACACAAAGUUCAUAGAAACAAUGGGUUUCCUCUCAGCUUCAAUGACACUUGUGGUCACGUUAGUAAUGGUGAUAAUAUCAUAUACCUACAUUGCACUGACGAUCCUAAAAAUCCCUUCAGCUCAUCAGAGGAGGAGGGCAUUUUCCACGUGUUCUUCCCACAUGGUUGUGAUCUCCCUCUCUUAUGGCAGCUGCAUCUUCAUGUACGUUAAACCCUCAGUCAAACAAAGAAUUUCUUUUUCCAAGGGAAUUGCGGUGCUCAGCACCUCAGUUGCUCCACUUUUGAAUCCUUUUAUCUACACCCUAAGGAACCAACAAGUGAAAAAAGCCUUUGUGCAUAUGUUACAAAGGAUUGCCUCUUUCUCAAAGAAAUGA